AUGACACAAAGGCUUGCUGAGCAGGCUCUUUACCUAUCGUUAAUUCAUUCAUUUCGUCGUCGUUGCUGGAUCACCUCUCGCUCUGUUCAUCAAGCCGGCCUUGACAACGAAUCAGUACUACCAACGCCGCAGCCGCAGCCGCACUUGAGCCCGCCAAUCGAGGGAGAGACGGCACGACAGACUAUCCCGGUACUUGCGUCAACGCCACCUGCAGCGCUUGCAAUACCCGCGACCGAUACGACCCAACCUACCCGUAUUGAGAGAACCAUGGAGUACACAUCCGACAAGGAAAAGUCCUACGGGCCGGGCGGAGACCCGAUGCAGAAGCUCGAUGAGGAGAGCGGUAGCGAUGGUAAUGAUGACUUCAAGUCUGCGUCACAGUCGCCCACUAAGCCAGCCGAUCCUCCAAAUGGAGGCUUGAAGGCCUGGCUUCAGGUUCUCGGCUCGUUUUUCAUUUAUUUCAACACAUGGGGUCUCGUCGCUAGCUUCGGUACAUUCCAGGUCUACUACGAAGCCGAUCUCCUGAGGGAACACAGUUCUUUCGCUAUUUCCACCGUGGGCUCGUUGCAGAGUUUCCUGAUGGUGUUCCUGGGUCUCUUUGCGGGCCCCAUCUUUGACCUGGGUUAUGCAAAGCAACUCCUCUGGGUGGGGACCAUGCUCAUCGUCACCGGAUCCAUCCUCCAAAGUUUCAGCCAGAACCUCUGGCAACUAUUGCUUACACAAGGACUUUGCAUUGGAGUCGGGAUGGGAGGCUUGGCCGUUUUGGGAGUUGCCAUACUAUCGCCGUGGUUUACCACAAAGCUCCCCAUGGCAACCGGCAUAGCAGCGGCAGGAAGCGGUGUUGGCGGCCUGGUACUACCAAUCCUGUUUCGAUCGAUUCAGCCCGAAAUUGGUUUCCGCUGGACUGUGCGCACCAUGGCGCUGAUCGCGUUGGCAACUCUCAGCGUUUCCAUCUUGACCAUGGAACCACCCAAACCAUCGGCUUUCAGGAGACCCUUGAUCGACCGGUCUGCCUUCAAAGAUCCUCCGUACCUAUUUUUCGUGGGCGCCUGCUGCCUGGUUUUCCUCGGCAUGUACACGCCUUUUGUCUACGUCCCAGGGUACGCGCUGGCAAGGCACGCCGUCAGCACCGAGAUUGACAAGUACCUGUUGGCAAUCCUCAACGGCGCAUCCAUCGUCGGGCGCACCAUUCCCAUCCUGUUCACCGCGCAACUGGGACGGAUGAACAUGCUCAUCGUCGCCGUAGCAAGCUUAUCGAUUUCGGCCUUUUGCCUCUCGGCCGUCACCCACACCCCCGGCUUGUUGGUGACUGUCAUUUUCUACGGAUGCAGUAGCGGAGCCUUCUUUUCUCUGCAGCCGGCCACGUUUUCUCUGCUCACGGAGGACAAGAAGUACAUCGGAACCAGACUUGGCAUGGCGUACGCCGUGAUGUCUGUUGCUUUGCUUUUGGGCUCUCCCGUAGGUGGCGCACUUGUGCGCUCCAUUGGUUACUAUAGUGCUUGGAUCUGGGCGGGCGUGACACUUGCUCUGGGCAGUAUCAUGAUCGCAUGUUCGAGAGGCUUGGCAACUAAGUGGGAUUGGAGGAAGACCCUUUAA
Molecule: messenger RNA, 1596 nt
Organism: Colletotrichum orchidophilum
Lineage: Eukaryota; Fungi; Ascomycota; Sordariomycetes; Glomerellales; Glomerellaceae
Product: major facilitator superfamily transporter
Exons: 3
Coding region: 1-1596 (531 amino acids)
Biological process (GO): transmembrane transport
Cellular component (GO): fungal-type vacuole membrane
Molecular function (GO): transmembrane transporter activity
Source: RefSeq, a predicted model, not a curated record